Oenanthe melanoleuca is the source of this 5409-nucleotide messenger RNA. It is a transcript of the gene DCAF10, whose product is annotated as DDB1 and CUL4 associated factor 10. Gene Ontology annotation, cellular component: Cul4-RING E3 ubiquitin ligase complex. Lineage: Eukaryota; Metazoa; Chordata; Aves; Passeriformes; Muscicapidae. The transcript has 7 exons. Gene Ontology annotation, molecular function: protein binding. Bases 32 to 1462 code for a protein of 476 amino acids. The record is from RefSeq and is a predicted model, not a curated record.
GGGGCGGACGGGGGCCGGCGCUGCCGCCGCCAUGAGCAAGGGCCCGGGCCCGGAGCCGGGACUGGAGCCGGGGCUGGACCCAGGGCCGAACCCGGAGUCCGCCCGCCACGGCGACCCCGCCGAGCCGGGGCCCGGCGCCCCCGGCGGGCUGUUCGCGUGGCUGCGCGGGCGCUGCCUGGGCCGCGGGGCCGCCGUGGACCCGGCGCGGGACACGUUCGGCGCCAUGACCGGGCUGUACGGCGCCAUCCAGCCCGCCGACUCCGUGUCCCUCAGCACCCGCACGCACGGCGCCGUCUUCAACCUCGAGUACUCGCCCGACGGGUCGGUGCUGACCGUCGCCUGUGAACAGACUGAGGUCCUGCUCUUUGACCCAAUAUCUUCAAAGCACAUCAAGACUCUGUCCGAAGCUCAUGAGGACUGUGUAAAUAACAUCAGGUUCCUGGACAACCGGCUGUUCGCCACCUGCUCCGACGACACCACCAUCGCGCUCUGGGACCUGAGGAAGCUCAACACCAAAGUGUGCACCCUGCACGGCCACACCAGCUGGGUCAAGAACAUCGAGUACGACACCAACACCAGGCUGCUGGUGACCUCGGGCUUCGAUGGCAACGUCAUCAUCUGGGACACCAACAGGUGCACAGAGGAUGGAUGUCCCCACAAGAAGUUUUUCCACACCCGUUUUCUGAUGCGGAUGAGGCUGACACCAGACUGUUCCAAAAUGCUGAUCUCCACCUCCUCUGGCUACCUGCUGAUUUUGCACGACCUUGACCUGAACAAGUCUUUGGAGGUUGGCAGCUACCCGAUUUUAAGGGCCAGGAGGACCACCUCGAGCUCAGACAUAACGUCGUCAGGCUCCUCUGGCCCUCGAGCUGUGGGCUCACCUUGUCACCAGAACAACUCAGGGCCACUCUCUGAGAAAACCUGUUCACGGCCCUCGCAGCGAGAAGGGGGAUCACCCAGGAACAGCCUGGAGGUGUUAACACCUGAGGUUCCUGGGGAAAGGGAUCGUGGGAACUGCAUCACGUCGCUGCAGCUGCACCCCAAGGGCUGGGCCACGCUGCUGCGGUGCUCCAGCAACACCGACGACCAGGAGUGGACUUGUGUCUAUGAAUUCCAGGAAGGAGCCCCGGUGCGGCCCGUGUCGCCGCGCUGCUCGCUGCGCCUGACGCACUGCAUCGAGGAGGCCAACGUGGGCCGGGGCUACAUCAAGGAGCUGUGCUUCAGCCCCGACGGCCGCAUGAUCUCGUCGCCGCACGGCUUCGGCAUCCGCCUGCUGGGCUUCGACGCGCAGUGCAGCGAGCUGGUGGACUGCCUGCCGCGGGAGGCCAGCCCGCUGCGCGAGAUCCGCUCGCUCUACUCGCACAACGACGUGGUGCUCACCACCAAGUUCUCCCCCACGCACUGCCAGAUCGCCUCGGGGUGCCUUAGCGGGCGCGUCUCCCUCUACCAGCCCAAGUUCUAGGCGGUGCUGCGGCUGGCCGGGAGCGCGCUCUGCAGAUUUCCGAGCGCACGGGAGCUCGUGCCACCUCGGGACAAGGAUUUCUGAGGCCAGCGCCGUGCGGAUCGUGGUCCUGCUCCCUGAGCCCGGCCCAUGCUGCUCCUGUGCCACCAUCCUGCUGUGUCUGCACCCUGACACUCGAGUGUUUCCUUAGCACAGGAACAGCACAGAGGGUGCCCAGGUACCUGCUGUCCCAGAGGAGAUGGACUGCCUUGCCUCUGCUUCCUUUUCUGUCACUGAAGCAACUCUGUGGUGAUUAGUAGAUAAUGGACUGCUUGUCUACAUGAGCAGCACGGUUAGUCACUCUCACCAAAAAGAAAACAAACGGAAAAAAAAUGGAAUUUUGCUUUCAUUUCUAUGUUAAUGUGGUUGUCAUUGGUUAAAAAAAAGAGUCACGGUGUGGCUUAGGCUGGCAGGGACCACUGGAGUGACCAGACCCACCCCUGGGGCCACUUAUCAGCAGGGAACACCCUGAGGAUCCCUCUGGGUCCUGCAGCAGGGCAGCUGCAGCCCCUCCUCUGCCAGCUGUCUGCUGUAGGGGGUUUUCCACAUCAUCCCACAUCUGGAACGUGGUGGGUUUCUGGGAUGUUUGGGUAUUUCCCACCUGGCUGCUGUGGGAGAAGUUCACUUGGAUGUGUCCCCAGUGUCGCCAGAUGAGCUUUUCUUCAUGUGCUGCCAGUUUGGGAGGGGAUCAAAAGCAAACCUGCCACCAGUGGGAUCUACUGGGUCCAACCAGGCUUUUCACCAGGUGUGGAAUGCUGUGGUGCUCACCCUGGUGAAAGGGUCUGGAGGGAAGCCACACGUGGAGCAGCUGAGAUCACUUGGUUGGUUCAGCUUGGAUAAUUUGAGAUGGGAUUUCCUUGUGCUCUUGGACAUGCUCCUGUGGGGCAGUGCAGGGGCAGGUACUGGUCACUUCUGUGACAAGGGAUGGGACCAGGGAAUGGCUGGAGCUGGGUCAGGGGAGUUUAGGUUGGAUUUUAGGGAAACCCUUCCCCCAGAGAGUGCUGGCACUGCCCAGGCUCCCCAGGGAAUGGGCACAGCCCCAGAGCUCCAGGAGAGUUUGGGCAGCGCUCCAGGGAUGCUCAGGGUGGGAUUUUGGGGUGUCUGUGCAGGGCCAGGGGUGGGACUGAUGAUCCCACAGGUCCCUUCCAGUUUAGGGUAUUCUGUGAUUCGAUGGCCACACCCAAAGUAUGAAUGCCAGAUUUUAGCCCUCGAGUUAUCUGAGCUGACCUUGUAAAUGCACAGGUAUUUCACUCUUGUACAUCCAGAUCAGUUCAUAACAUUCUCAUCACUUACAUGUUCCAAGAUGGGGUUUUUUUUAGCAUUUCACUGCAGACCAGUCACACACUCAGUUCAGCAGGGAACUUUACCUGGAAGGACUGUCACCUGCUGGUGUUCAGGUUCACUCUGGCUCAACGGAGCACACUUGUUCAAAACUGACUCUUACAAAGCCUUUUGCAAAACGUAUUUGGGGAUAAAGAACAUUUAUGGACGUGAGAGAGCUGGACAGGUAAGCCUGAGGACUCUCCUGUAGCUUUGUGUUUAUGUGGGUAGUAUACCCUCGUGUUGGUGCAGAAAUCAUUGAAACUUAAACCUCUGCAUUAUGAGAAAAAAAUCCCAUGUUUCCUCUUCUGGAGAAUUUCUUUGGUAAUAGGAAGCCUUCAGUUUUGUGUGUUUGGUAAUCUGGGGUCAGACAUCCCUUCUGAGGCUGAGCCUGCACGUGGGGCAGGUGGCUCUGCUGGGUUGUUAAAGCAGCUCAGGGCCCUUCCCUUGGUUGUGGUUCAGCACCCUGGGAGUGAAGCGUGCAGGAAACUUGGGAACAAGCAUGGGAUAAGAGAUCUUUAUGCAAAGAAAGAGCUACAAGGAGUUUGUAAUGGGCUAAGCUGCUUGGGGAUAAAAGCCCAGGUCCUGUCUGGGACUAGAGCAGCUUUCCCCCAAGCAUUUGCUGUCCCACUGCCAGGCUGCUGUUUUCUCACCCUAUUUAAUGUUUUAUUACACAUCAUGGAAGGGACUACAGGGACACUUGAGAGAGCCUUGGAGUUCUCACAGGCUUGCACAGUGUUUGUUUUGGAGGUGAAGGAGCACCCACAGGACCAGGGCUGGUUCUUGUGUGGGUCUGUCUGUUUCCAAGGUUGUUUUUGUUUUUCCUGUCAGAACCUCCUCAGCCUGGUGGAUCCCUAGUGACUGUAACGCUAUGCCUGUGAAUAUGCACUGAGUGUUACCUUUUUAAUUCUACCUCAUGAUACGCUGUGUUUUACACCAGUAUUGUGCUGAGCUUUGGACUCUCACCUUUCUGUAUAAAGGACCGUCCCCCCGGGUGACAGACGUGUCACCACUCCUUGGUAGCACCUGUGGCUGGCUGAGGGGCCCUGCCUGGCUCCAGGACCCACAGCUCACCUGCAGGAGGGAGGGGCUUGGUCACCUUGAUGCUUCUGUAGCGUGUCCAGCAGAUGCAUAAAAUGACAGAAUCUGUACAUGUACGCUGUAGAAAUGUUACUUAGUUCUUCUGAUGACAUUUGUAAUAAGUUUGAAUUAGAGUAAGUAGGUAAUCUUAGAUUUUGGUCAUUCAAUUGAUUACUCCUUUUCAACAACACUUGGAAGUUUUCCAUGAAGGCUUUACCACGUUUUACCUGUGAAGUUCACUUCUCAGUGGCUUACAGCUGACAUGCCUCACAGUCAUGUGGUGGUGCAAGUGUUUUCAGUUCUCUCUCAGUAGCAUUACUGGAACAAUCAAGUUAGGGGUUGGUGAGCUUUGGGUUAUUUCUAGGUAGUCAAAAAAAGAAAAAAAUAAAUUUAUAAUCUAGUUGUGUUUCAAAAGUUGAAUGCUCGACCUUGAGAAGUGUGUAAAACUGUGAAACAACUGUAAGGAACAUUUCCAAGGGAGAUGAAGGACAGACAGAUGGGGAGGGGAUGGCUCACACCAGGGGUGUCUGUGGCAGCACUUGAUGAAUUCCAGGGCGUUUCUCGGGGCUGGAGCUCUCUGACUGCAGAGCAAGCAGGGCACUGGUGAUGGUUUCAGACUCUGAGCUCCCCGUGAGAGAAUGCCCCACGGACCCCGCGGAGCCAGGGCUGUGCUGGGGCUGGUUCUGCCCAGAACUGGUUCUGUGGGAUUUGGUUCUUCUUGGGACUGGUUCUGCCCUGAGCUGGUUCUGGUCCUCUCCUGCCCGGGGCUGGCUCUGCUGUCCCCGGUGUCACCAGGCAGACCCCGCCCCGUGGGGAUGGACAAGCACACGGUACCGAGACACACACACACACACACACACACACACACACACACACACGCACAGAUUGUUUGCACUCUCGGAGUCUUGGGGUAAGGACAGCUCGAUGCCUGCUGCCAGAAUUGGAAUGUAAACAUCACUUUUUCCGGGGGGAGGGCGGGCUUGUCUUGGUUAAUUUAGUGGGGUUUGUUUUUGUUCGUUUGUUUGUGUUGUGAUUUUUAUUUGGGUAGCACUGAUGUGGAGAAGGUUCUGACAUCAUAAUACAUGGGUCUGUUGCUCUAGGACAUAUAAACUCAUAGGGAAAAAGAAAUAUGCUUGCCAAAUGAAAGCUUUUAAAAGAUUCAGUUUACAAGAAUCUAAAAAGUUGGAGAGAAAGGAAGAAGUCAACGACCCAUCAUGUUUUUGACCUGCAGGAAACAGAAACUUCUCACUGGCUGAUCUUAGUCAAAGGUGCAUUUUCUAAAGCACUAAAUAUCCUCAGUUAAGUAUAAGGUUUUUAAUACAGAAACAAAUUGUGCAUGUAGAGUAUUUUGAAAUACCUGAGAUUUCAUAGUAAAACUGUAGCCUUUUAAUACCGUAUAUGAAGUAUCAGAACUGCUUUGGAAGUAUUGUACUUACAGCCGUACAGUAACUUACUAUUUGUGGACAGUUUCUCUUGCUUGCAUAAUAAACAUUUAAUAAUUCACUGAA